This is a messenger RNA of Danaus plexippus (monarch butterfly), 1565 nucleotides long. Its product is annotated as protein rolling stone-like. Gene Ontology annotation, cellular component: membrane. The record is from RefSeq and is a predicted model, not a curated record. NCBI's taxonomy places the organism in Eukaryota, Metazoa, Arthropoda, Insecta, Lepidoptera, Nymphalidae. Bases 241 to 1056 code for a protein of 271 amino acids. The transcript has 5 exons.
UUCAUCAGGUGGAUCGAGCUCGUGACAGGCUCAGUCGCGCGCAGUAGGUGCGCACGGCGCGCGCGUUUUUUCAAUUCAUAUAAAAAAAAGACGUAAGAAUAGUUAUACGCGAAAAAAAUUCCGUGUCGAUCUCGUUGAUGACAGUGUAAUAAUGUAAUGAAGCAAACAAGAAGUACGACAGAAAUAUAAAAAGAACUUAUUAAGUGAUAAAAAAAAGACUGAAAUUAUACAAACAAAAAAAUGUCGAAAUUAAUGAUAUGGAAACAAGAAGCGCCAGCGAACUGCUACACAUGCUGCACAGCGGCCAUCAAGGAAGGAAACGCAACCGCGGAAUCAUUCGGAAGGUCCUGGCAUAGAAGGCUGUCACCUUUGAUCUGGCGGGUGCCGAUAUGUGUUUGGGCGUUAGUCAUAAUCUGCUGGUCAACAAUAUGCUUCUGGGGACCGCGGGAGAAAUUCCUAUUAUAUAUGACACACUGGGGUCUCGUUAUGAUCCUCGUUGAAUCUGUAUUCGGCAUCCUAGUGGCUGUGAAAACGAUGCGCGGUCACUUAGCAGAUCCUUCCCGAGGCCUGCCGUGGUACGUGAAGAUGUACUGGGUUCUGUACAACAUCACGGUGCCUCUUGCUUUUCUCAUUACGCUCUUCUACUGGGCCAUACUGAGAGCACCUGGAAGGAAGAUGAACUACGCUCCAAACCCUAUCCUGGACGUGAUGCUGCACGGAGUCAACUCUGGUCUAAUGUUCGUGGAGCUGGUGAUGUCAAUUCAACCCAGCCGCUUGGUGAACAUCAUGCAGCCGCUCUACUUCUCGGGGGUGUACUUAUUGUUCACAAUGAUUUACUACGCCGCCGGCGGGCUUGACCCAUGGGGCAACGCUUUCAUAUAUCCAGUGAUAGACUGGUCGAAGCCAGUUCAGACGCUAGUGGUGGUGACGCUGACGGCUCUGUUCCUGGGCCUGAUGCACAUCCUCGCCGUAGUUGUAGCCUCCAUCCGCGACUUCAUCAUACGAAAAUUUGAUAAAGACAAAAGCGGAGAGUACAACGAUGGUUUCGAAGCCUGACUGAUAUUUUUACAAUAUACUAGGAUUGUAAUAAAAUAUAAUACAAAUAUCAGUAUAUACAUAUUUACUCUAUAUUAACCUUAUUGUUAUGUUUCUCGAAAUGGUUAAAUCCUGCUGUGAUAUUGAUUUCUUUUUUUUUUUGUGUUUUCGUCCAUACUUUUAGUGAUAAUUCAGUUAUAUGAAGUUAUUCAUCUCAUCAUGACUAUAUAAGUUCGUAAACCUAUAAACUUAACUGUGUCAUAGCAAAUACAUUCUUUAUUAUUGAAAAAUCAGUCUCCGAAUGUAUUCAGUCACCUCAAUCACAAACCAUAUCGAUACUAUUGAACUAAAUGCACUUUUCCAGUUACACAGAUUUAUUUUUCAAACGAAAAUAUAUAUGUCAUUAAGUUCAAAGGACAUUAGUUUUGUCACCAAUCACACUUUCAAUGUAAGAAUUCUUAGUUAAGUAGAAUGUUUUUAUGUCUAGAUAUAUAAAUGUAAAUGAAAUUAAAUAUACUAUUAUUAUUUAA